Messenger RNA from Paramecium tetraurelia, 381 nucleotides. RefSeq lists its product as uncharacterized. The record is from RefSeq and is a predicted model, not a curated record. NCBI's taxonomy places the organism in Eukaryota, Ciliophora, Oligohymenophorea, Peniculida, Parameciidae. The transcript is spliced from 2 exons.
AUGGUUGAUCCUUAUCUGAGGGAGUACCUGUAGGAAUUGGGCGAAUAACAAUUAUUCGAUUUGGAGUCUUAGAGACAGGAAUUAAAGGGGGAGAAGCAAGGCAAAAUUGAAUAGUUGAGAUAAUUACAAUAGGCUAAGAAUUAAAUAAAAUUAUUCUUUACAUAAACUGAGAUUUCAAGUCAUUUACAAAUUUCUUACAAAAAUAUGUUAGAGAAUCUAAAUUAAGAGUUGUUCUAAUACAUGUAAGAAAGAGCAGACUUGGAAGACGAAUAAUUUGAGUUUGACAAACGACUCAAGUCUCUUAGGUCCUAAAUUAGAGAAGUAACAGAGAAGAAUCAAAAGAUUAUUCAAUAGAUAGAGAAUAGCAAAUAAAUUGAAUGA